GGUGGGGGUGGAGAAGGGGGGAGUCAUAAACACCGCGUGGACACACCCGCGGGCUAUGAUACCCAACAGCGAGCAAACUUGGACCUCGUUGAGUUUUGGUACAACCCCUCGCAACUUUGACUACGACCUAUUGCGAGCAGGCGCUGAAUCAUUGUGAGUGACAGCUCGCAUGGAUAGAAGAGCCUCCGAGGGCAGGGCGCGCGCGAGGACUGAGCAAUGAGACAAGCCCGCGCUGGAGGACGCUGAAGAGUGCCGGCUGCUGGUGAUCUGGUGCUUUGAAGUUUGCUGCCUUGCUUGAAGACUGACCAUUUGGAGGUGCUGAACCACCGGCUGAGGCUGAAGAUGGCAUGGUCCUGGGACGACCUGCUCACCACCCUGUGGAGAUGGACUCUCGUACCCUCGCUUCUGGUGCUCGUGCUUGGUGGGACGCAGACUCUUGGAGAUGGAGAUGGCUUCACCGCUGAGUCCUGGCUCCGAAUGUAUGGCUACCUCCCUCAGGCCAGUAGGCAGAUGUCCACCAUGCGCUCAGCUCAAAUCCUGUCCAACGCCAUCAGUGACAUGCAGAGAUUCUAUGGCCUGGAGAUCACUGGAGUGAUGGAUUCAGCUACUAUGGAAGCCAUGAAGAGGCCCCGCUGUGGGGUUCCGGACAAAUUUGGGGGUCAAAUCAAGACCAAUGUACGUAGGAAACGAUACGCUCUCACUGGCCACAAGUGGGACAAAACACACCUGACCUUCAGCAUACAGAACUAUACCCCUAAGAUUGGGGAGUACAACUCAUACGAGGCCAUCCGUAGAGCCUUCACAGUGUGGGAGAAGGUAACACCACUGACAUUUGAAGAAAUUCCCUACAUGGAGGUCAAAUACGGCCGUCGGAAGGAGCCUGACAUUAUGAUCUUCUUCGCCUCUGGCUUCCAUGGUGACAGCUCCCCAUUUGAUGGAGAAGGUGGCUUUUUAGCACAUGCCUACUUCCCUGGUCCAGGGAUGGGCGGAGACACGCAUUUUGACUCAGACGAGCCGUGGACAAUUGGCAACCAGAAUUUGCAAGGCAACGAUCUGUUUUUGGUAGCAGUGCAUGAGCUGGGUCAUGCUUUGGGCCUGGAACACUCCAAUAACCCAAUGGCCAUCAUGGCUCCUUUCUACCAGUGGAUGGACACAGACAAUUUCCAGCUUCCAGAGGAUGAUCUCAGGGGGAUCCAGCAGAUCUAUGGGCCUCCUGUUAGUACACCUACUCAGGCUCUGCCCACUGUAAAACCUCGUCAUCCUAACCACCCUAAAGACCCUCCAAGAGACCCUCCAAGAGCCCCUCCCCGCCGUCCAGAUAGGCCACGCACCACUGACCGACCAGAUCAGUACGGACCCAACAUUUGUGAGGGCAACUUCGACACAGUCACCAUGCUCAGGGGAGAAAUGUUUGUUUUCAAGGGUCGUUGGUUCUGGAGAGUCAGGAGAAACAGAGUGUUGGAUAACUACCCAAUGCCCAUCGGCCAUUUCUGGAGGGGCCUGCCUGGAGAUAUUGACGCAGCGUAUGAGAGACAUGACGGCAGAUUUGUAUUUUUCAAAGGGGGUCAGUACUGGCUUUUCCGAGAGGCCAACUUGGAGCCAGGUUACCCUCAGGAGCUGAUGGAUUAUGGCAGAGAUAUCCCCUACGACAAGAUAGAGACCGCCAUCUGGUGGGAGCCAUCUGGCUACACCUACUUCUUUAAAGAAGACAGGUACUGGCGUUUUAACGAACAGUUGCGUGCAGUGGAUCAAGGCUACCCUAAGCCCAUCAGUGUAUGGGACUCAUCAGUGCCUGUGUCUCCCAAGGGGGCCUUCCUCAGCGAUGAUGGAGCCUACACAUACUUCUACAAAGGCAGUAAAUACUGGAAGUUUGACAACCAUCGUAUGAAGAGUGAGCCUGGCUACCCCAAGUCCAUCCUGAGAGACUUCAUGGGCUGCAGCGUGGACCUGGACCCAGACAGAGACACAGACGUGGACCCAGGCCGCAAGUGGCCUGACCGCCCGCCAUUUAACCCAGACGCCGGGCGGGACAAGGACAAGGAGAAAGACAAGGACAAGGAGCGAGACCGCACAAACGAUGUGGACUACAAGGAGGCGACAGAGGAAGAGACGAACGAAGUAGACGUGGUGCUGAAGAUUGACGAGACAGAGCGCACCAUGAACAUCAUCAUGGUGGCUGUGCCCCUGGUCCUGGUGCUGUGCAUCCUGGGCCUGAUCUACGCCAUCAUCAACACGCUGCAGAGGAAAGGGGCACCCAAGUACUUGGUGUACUGCAAACGCUCCUUACAGGAGUGGGUGUAACUUUUAACUGUUUGACUUUGACUGACCUCUGUCCCUUGAUCUCUGUCCCUGUGUCUUUUUUCACCCCCCCUCCCAGUUUAUGUACAUGGUAAAUAUGUGCGCACACAGAAAACACACACCUUAUACUCUUUUGUCCCAUGGUGCUCUCCUAAUGAGUUGACUGUAGUCUAUUUAUAUCAGGAAGUUUGCACAUUAUUUUUGUUGUUAUCCUUUCUUCAUCAUGGGUUUUCUCCUCCUGCUCCCCCUUUUUUGAGUUUGUAUUGUGUGCACAUUUCUUUUUAUUUCUAAACGAGGAAGUUUCUCUGUUCUGCAACAGGGAGCGAUAACAAACUGCCGUCCGGCUCCACAGUUGUACUCUGGACAAGGAAAAUGCAAGAAUGCAGGACAACAGAAAUUGAUAAGCGUGUGCAGUAUAUAAAAAGGGAAGCCACGAUGUAAAUCUCUCCAUCUAUGAGAUCGCUUUCUAAUCGCUCCCUUUACUCAGGUCUUAGAUGAGUUCAACACAAAAAGCCUGGUUAAAAUGAUGAGGGCCAUAGCCCCCCUCCUUAAACGCAACUGUGCAUCCUGGAGCUCUGCCUUUACCCAUGCUUGCCUAUGAUGAGGAACAAAAAUCAUACGUGUUUUAUUGCCUUAGUCAAACCACUCACGCUAUUGUUUUAACAAUGGUGCCUUGGUCUUGCCAGCCAAAAGCCUUCCUGUGGUUUCGCCCCUAUAGGAGGAGCCCUCUGACCUCCCCCAUGCUGCCUGGCGUGUUGCUUUCUCUCUAUGGCCCUGUGAUACUGUGUUGAAUAUAAUCUUUUAUUGUCAGAGGAGCGUAACUCACAUGGUGCUUUUCAUUUAGGACAAAGGCGGAGUACUGUGAAACCACUCUGCAGGGGAUGGGAGGGAACAUUUUGAGGUACUAGAGCACGGAGGGAGGGGUUUUAUGUUGAUGUAGGAGCCAUUUGCCAAGUGUAGGCCUGUUUUAAACAAUACAAUACAAACAAAAAGUUAUAAAAACCAUACCACUAGUGCAUACCACUCAAGCUUUCCAAUUGAAAAGUCAAUAAAAAGCACUCAAAAGUUUUGCUUAUCGGGGCCCAAUUAUAAAUAAAAGCCUUACAGGGCCCCCCCCCUGUUAAAGACUGUUAGAUAAUCCUCUCAUUUUAAAAACAGCAGGUGGUUGAAAACAUUGCUAGCUUCCAGCAACCCCAACAUAAACCCCCUCAGCACCAAAGAAAUCCCUCUGUCAUCUGCCCGAAAGGUGAGAGGACAAGCGUGAGGGGCAUGAGCAAGCAAGGAAGGAGAGAGGCACUAAGAAAUAGAGAGAGAGAAAAAGAGAGUGAGAGAGACAUCUGUCUAAGUUCAAAGGGAGGGGGGUUUCAGCUGCAGAAAUCUUAUCUGCUAAGUCCACUGGAAGAGGCUUACACUCUGUUUUUCCAAAGGCAGGGCAGGCUUAUUUUACACAGAUGAGGCUGAUUUUGAGGGUGGGGGAGGUACAAAGGGGGUCUGGCCUGAUGCUGCCUUCAUGAGGUAUCAGUGUUAUUGUAAAGUUGCCACCUAAGAGUUGCACAUGAGCGUCCCUUGAAGUCGGAAUUAUUGAAAAUACCAAGAAGAAAUUUCUGGGAAGGUUCCAUAGUAAUGUGGUCAUUACAAGUGGAAACUUUGGAUACAAUAUAGGUUCUGACUUUAUCCUUUCAUUGUGGUGGAGGAAAGGAUGGUGUCUGUGGUCAACAGUUGGUAAAAUGUUAGAAAGGUACCAAAAAGAGAUCAAGAAGACUAAUUAGCUCAAACCCUUUCCCACUACACAGCAGUUGAAUGCAAAGACUUUGGAAUUACGGCUUCACAUGUGGAGAAUAGGACCGUCCAGCAAGCACAGCGAGGCAGCAUGAGUGGCCAGCUAGUAGAGGAGACUAGAGCUAGGCAGAAGUGCAUUGCCCAUAUGGGAGCAUGCUGGCAUGCGGUUGCAGUGCUUACUCUGCCACGGGUUAUUUUAGAAACACAUUCUUUGAAUGGGAGCGGAAACAGGAUCUGUGGCUGGCAUCCGUUCUGCUUCCAUUCAGGAGCUCCAAGCUGGACUUUGCACGUUUGCCCGUACUCGUCAGGAUUCCACAGAGCAGACAAGGCCAGUGACUCGGCUUUGCGAGACAGACCUGCCAUCCUUGUUUAGAAUAUAACUGCUCUCUGAGGUGCUUUGCUUAGUCUACUGCAACUCUGGUCCUGGAGUACCUCGGCCUUGCAUAUUUUAGUGUUUUCUCUGUUCUAACACACCCACUUUAGCUGAGGAAGUGCUUGUUAAUCGGCUGAUUAGUAGGAUCAGGUGGGCUGGAGCACAGGGCACCUUCUGCCCUUCAUAGUGUCAAAUAUUUCCUGCCCCACCACACUUGAUUGACCUCUUUGAGGGCUUCAUAAUAGAAUACUUCAAUCUGUGCUAGGCAGGCAAGGCGGUCAGUCCACAGAACUCAGUUAGAGUAGGAAAAGCACCUAAGGGGGGUACUCUAGGACCAAGACUGGGAACCACUGUGAUGUUAACCUUGUAACACAAUGCAGAUUCCAGGAUAGAGCCAAUAAACGGUCUUCACCUCACUCGUGAUGUGCCUCUAAUAAUCCCAGUUAUUCUCCCUCCACAAGCAGAGAAAAGUUGUUCUCUUCGCAAAGGCAUUGAAGACAUGGUGAAGUGAAUGAACAAGUGCAGUAUUAUAAAUAUUGCCUUGCCGGGCGAGGUUGAGUCGAAAGUGCUUUCAUAAAUAUUAUUGAGAAGGUAGAGGAGACGGAGGACAGUCAUGAUCCGCAUGCUGCCGCUGAAGGAGGCCGUUCAGCACGGUUGCCAGGCAGCACCUCCCCCCUCCCUUGUUUCACCGUGCUCCCGUCAUCUGGGGAGACGUGGAGGAGAGUUAAUCAGAGAUAAAAGCUCUUCCGCCUCUCCCUCCCCUCCUGCCCAGAUCAAUGAGGAAUACACAAACAGGCCUGAAGGGUAUCUGGAGGGAGAGGAGACUCAUUUGCUCAUCUAGACAGGCAUAAACCCCCAUGCUCGCCCUGUGUGUGCCCAUUUGAGCUCACUUUGACCUCAGUCCACACCUUUACUGCCUUGUUUUUAGAGACCUCAUGGCUGCUUUUUGGUAUGCAAAAUGAUUGAUGUUCUUUUUGUGUUCGCUCAUCUAGUGGAAACCAAAUGCUAUGUCAAGGCCUGCUAGUAAGGACUGUUCUUGCUUUUCUUGAACUGUGGGUUUUUCCCAGAGUGAGACGAGUCCCAAGGCUGUUUUGCAUCUUAUCACUCGGUGGCCCAUUUGAUAUUUUUCAUCACAGAGGUGAAAAAAGUAGAGCAUACCUAAAAAUGGGUGAUCAAUCAUGAAAACUGGAUGUGUAUGUGUAUAGCAAGGUCUAGUAAACCCAGCUCUUUCUCCAGCCAAGCUUCACUCUAGGCACUCAAAACACUCCUUGACUUUGGUUCUGGACCUUGCUCUCGCAACAAUGGCCCCUCUUACUCUGGGCAUUAUUGUCCUGAAUAUUUUGUCUUCUGGCCGACAGGAAGAAAGACUGGGCUUUUGGCCAAAGCCAGGAAGCGUCCUCCCACCGUCACUCACUCUAUAGCAUAGUGAUCUUAAAGGCAUUGUGUGUGGGUGACCUUGGGGGGGUUUAGUAAAAUAUUUCCUAGAGAUGCAGCUCAAUGAUCUACGCCAGUGUAUGGUUUCUAGCAGCACUGAAAUCAUGCAGGCUUAAUCCACACUUGGACAGGAGACCUGCGUUAUUGACAUAUAUUCGUAUCAGUGAUCUUUAUCAUUUAGUCACUUUUUUGUGAUUUAAGAGGUGGUGGCUUUCCUUCUCCAAUGUAAAUGUCUCUGACCCAUCUGUCCUGCUCACUAGGCUCUUAUCCAUUCAUCCCACAGUUGCAGUCAGUGAAUAAUGGAUCACAUGGUGGCUUGCGAAAUGUGUUAUAUUUCAGUGUUACAUCUAACCAUGUGGUAUCAGAUGAGUAGACAGUCAGAGGAUGUUUGGCAGCAUUGUGCCAUAUACACCAAUGGUGACUUAGUUUCGCUACGAUCUCAAUGUUAAGCAGAUAACAAGAAUGACGAUGUGUCUGGGCCUGCGUCCCUGUCUCAGAAGCCAUUGUCACCAUAGCUCAUGAGCCAAAUACCAUGCUUUUUAGUACUAGAUGUGGCAAUCCAAGAGUACUGAGUCAGGUAAAGAAAUAGAGGAAUCACUAACAUUAAGGCAGUGUCAUGACAAUUUCGCACACAACUUGUGUUGCGCUGCAGUUAUUUUUUAAAAAACCUCAUUUUUAUUAAUUAAUAAUAAUUAAAUGUAUGGUUAUAUUUUUGUUGUUUCAGUUCAUUUGAUUUCCUGAUCUUAUUUGAUCUUAAUUGGUGUUUUUGAAAUUGUAAAUAUUUUAGGACUUUUGAAAGUUUUUUUUCCUUUUUAGUUUGUUAAUAACAUUCCGUUCUUGUGAUUAGAUUUUUUUCUGAUGUAGAAGCUGAAGAUUUUAUACAUUUGUGUUGUUUUUUUGGUCACGUCUGUUGAGUGUCGUUAAUCCAUGCUGGACAUGUAAACAAUAAUAAAUAAUAAAUGCUCUGAAGAUGAAA
This is a messenger RNA of Pygocentrus nattereri (red-bellied piranha), 6860 nucleotides long. RefSeq names its product matrix metallopeptidase 15b (gene mmp15b). The record is from RefSeq and is a predicted model, not a curated record. Gene Ontology annotation, cellular component: extracellular matrix. The transcript has 10 exons. The coding region runs from base 343 to 2301 and encodes 652 amino acids. Gene Ontology annotation, molecular function: zinc ion binding; metalloendopeptidase activity. Gene Ontology annotation, biological process: extracellular matrix organization; proteolysis; collagen catabolic process. Lineage: Eukaryota; Metazoa; Chordata; Actinopteri; Characiformes; Serrasalmidae.